Mycosarcoma maydis (corn smut) is the source of this 1650-nucleotide messenger RNA. RefSeq lists its product as uncharacterized. The record is from RefSeq and is a predicted model, not a curated record. The coding region runs from base 1 to 1650 and encodes 549 amino acids. The transcript has a single exon. NCBI's taxonomy places the organism in Eukaryota, Fungi, Basidiomycota, Ustilaginomycetes, Ustilaginales.
AUGGCGUCGUGGCAGCAAGUCUCCGAGGCCAAGCGAGCGCAGCGGGAGGCGCUCAUUCCUGAUGCGUACAAGGUUGCAGCUUCUUGGUUGCCCGCCAUCAGCACCGAUUCUGUUGUAGAUUUUCCUCGUACCGCAGGUAUACUUACAGAGCGCGAGAUUGAGAUUACAGAGACCGACGAUGUUUCUGCUCUAUUGGCAAAGCUUGCUAGUAGCGAAUACACAGCCGUCGAGGUGCUGGAAGCUUUCAUCAAAAGGACGUGUAUCGCGCACCAGCUGGUCAACCCCGUAACUGAGAUCCACUUCGAAGACGCUAGGAAGCUGGCAGCAGAGCUCGAUACGGAGCUCAAAGCAACAGGCAAAGUGCGUGGCCCACUGCACGGUCUGCCGAUAAGCGUCAAGGAUCAAUUCCAGAUCAAGGGGUCGGACUCGACCAUCGGCUACAUUAGCUAUGCCAACAAGCCUUCCACGUCGGACUCUGUGCUCGUCCAGAUCCUCAAGAAAGCGGGAGCCGUGCCAUUCGUCAAGACCAAUCUGCCUCAGACGAUCAUGUACUCGGAAACGUCGAAUAGUCUUUGGGGCACAACGCUGAACCCGCACAAUCGGACGUUGCAUCCGGGCGGAUCCUCAGGUGGGGAGGGAGCAUUGGUGGCUAUCAAAGGGUCGCCCUUGGGGGUAGGUACAGAUGUAGGUGGGUCAGUAAGGAUUCCUGCGGCGCUAUGUGGCGUGUUCGGACUUCGACCAUGCUCUCACAGAUUUCCGUACGAGGGGGUUGUCAACACGCUGCUUGGCCAAAUCACGAUUCCGUCGGUGAUAGGUCCGCUCAGUCGAUCACUAUCGGGUGUCAUCGAGUUUUCAAAGGCAGUGCUAGCUCAGCAGCCCUGGCUGUUGGAUCCUCAGACGCCGUCAAUGCCGUGGAACGAGGAGAGGUUCCAGCAGGCACGUACACAAAAGAAGCUCAACAUUGGAGUCAUGUGGCACGACGGGCACAUCAAGCCUAUGCCUCCUUACGAGCGGGCUAUCAAAGAAUUGCUCAGUAGUCUUGGAGACCACGAUGCAAUUGACUUUGAGCCAUACAAGACCCAAGAAGCAAUGAAGAUUCUGGUCGAGGCGUUCUGCGCAGACGGAGGCAAGGAUAUCUCGGAAUCCAUCGCACCACUCAACGAACCGCUAGGACCAUGCCUGUCAGGCAUCGGUCAGACCGAGUACUCUGCUUUUGAAGUGUGGCAAGCGAACCGGCGCAAACUCGCAUUCCAGAAAGAAUAUCUCGAUCAUUGGAACGCAACCUCGAAGCAAACAAAGGACGGUCGUCCCAUCGAUCUGCUCAUAGUACCGGGAAUGGCGUACACGGCUAUCGCGCCAGGCAACGACAUCUAUGUAGCUUACACCGGUAUCUUCAACCUGGUUGAUUAUCCGGCAGUGGUUUUGCCGAUCACAAAGGUCGAUCCCGCCAUAGACGGGAAGCUCACGAGAGGCGGCGAAUUCCUUUCUGACGAUGACGAGAGAUGGAGCCAGAAAUGGGAUGCUGAAAAGCUAGUAAAUGCUCCUGUGAGCGUUCAGGUCGUUGGUAGGAGGUACGAGGAGGAAGCUGUGCUUGGGUACGCUGAGCAGCUGUGGGCAACCUUCACGGCUGCGUCUACCAAGGGUCAGUAA